This is a messenger RNA of Pipistrellus nathusii (Nathusius's pipistrelle), 666 nucleotides long. Lineage: Eukaryota; Metazoa; Chordata; Mammalia; Chiroptera; Vespertilionidae. The record is from the annotation of a GenBank genome assembly.
AUGAAGUUUCUCUUGCUAGUGAGUCUUUAUCUGCUUGGAUCUGCCAGAGGAGCAGCAAGUCAGCUGGAGGAGCCUCCUGGCUCUCUGAAUCAUCCAGAUGCCGUUCAGCAAUUUUCAGGUGUGCAGGCGCCAGCUGAACAGGCUUCCGGUGAACAACCUCCUCCGGCUGAACAGGCUUCCGGUGAACAUCCUCCUCCGGCUGAACAGGCUUCCGGUGAACAUCCUCCUCCGGCUGAACAGAUUUCCGGUGAACCCGCAAAGGCUGAGCAGGCUGCGCUUGUACAAGCUGCCGGUGAUCAAGGUGCAGCUGGGCAGGCCGCCACUGCACAGCCUUCGGGGGGACAGGCUUCGGGGGGACAGGCUUCGGGGGAACAGGCUUCGGGGGAACAGCCUUCAGGCAGUCCAGCGGCAACCAGUGAAGGCCCAGGGGUAAAAUGCCACACAUGCUCUUAUAUGAGUAGUGAAGGGAAAUGCCUUCGUGGAGAGGGAUCCUGCACCAUUCAGAGUUCCCAGCAGUGCAUGUUAAAGAAGAUCUUCGAAGGUGGAAAUCUUGAGUUCAUGGUUCAGGGAUGUGAGAAUAUGUGCCCAUCCAUGAGCCUCUACUCCCACGGGACCAGGAUGCAACUUAUCUGCUGUCGGGAUAAAUCUUUCUGCAACAUGACCUAG